This is a messenger RNA of Cuscuta europaea, 1947 nucleotides long. Lineage: Eukaryota; Viridiplantae; Streptophyta; Magnoliopsida; Solanales; Convolvulaceae. The record is from the annotation of a GenBank genome assembly.
CAAACAUGAACCAUGGGCUGUUUGCUAACCACUCCAUCAAUAUUGCAUAUAAAACACCUCUGCAACACUGACCAUUUGGACUUGGAGAAACCACCAAAAAUCCCAUCUUUCAUAAAAACUCUUCCAAGGAGAACCAGAAAUCCCUCCCUCUUAGCCACCAUGUUGCUAGGCAAAAAGUUAAACCCGAUGAUCGGAAAACUGGCCGGCGUACCGAUUUCCGGCACUACCAAUGAUGGUUCAACCAGCCCAAGAAGUCCUUUGGACAGGAAGGUCCAAUCAGCAAGAUGCCCAAAAAGUUACGAUCUUGGCGGGGUUGGACUGGCUAUAGUAGCUGCCCUUGAACAAUCCGGUGAAAUUCCGGCCGGUAUGGUUGUGUACAGCCGGAAAUCGAAACGGUCCCUCCCAAUUCCGGUGAACGCAGCCCGGAUUCCGGCCAGAGUCGUCUCUGAACCCGGCAGCCUGGAAGAAGAGUACACCAUAGUCACAUGCCGGCGCGGCGCCGACAACAAGACGUACACCAGAGUCUACUGCGACAACGGCGAGGUCUCCAGUUACAGAAACACGGCGAGAAGUAAUCGGCCGAGCGUCUUCACCAUUUCUCCGGCGAGAUUCGCGGAUACUCCGGCAUGCCCAGACUCAGAUUUCCUCAAUUCAUGCCAUCUAUGCCACAAAAAGCUCACCGGCAAAGAUAUAUACAUGUACAGCAGGGGAGAAAAGGGUUUUUGCAGCACGGAAUGUAGAUAUCGGCAGAUAGUGAUGGACGAGCGCAAAGAAAAUUGCAGCUUGGAGAUCUCAGGCUCGCCGUACAAAAAUGGUCAGCUGUUUUCGACCGGAAUUCUGGCCGUCUGAUGAUCGGAAUUACUCCGGCUGCUUUUUUUAAUUUCUUUUUGGGAAUUAUGUAAUAUUGUUAUAAAUUAAUAUUACUGUAGAGAUGUAUAUGGGGGUGAUGGGUAUAUAAAGUAUAACUUCGGAAUACUUCUAUACACGCCUGAGAAAUGCGAUGAUAAGGGAUCUUCUUUUCUUUUUAUGUUCUCAUGUAAUGAAAUUUUUGAUUUUUUGUCCAUUUUUUCUUGCAUAAUUGCUUCAUUUUCUUCAACCAAACACGUUCUUGAGAUGUUAAUAUUGCGUUAAUUCCAAAAUUUAAAAAAAAAAACAUCCGAUCAGUUAUACUUACAAAUAAAUACAAUUAUCUUUUCUAUAAUUUCUUAAGCAUUCAGACAAAGAAUCAAAGAUGGAGUAUGACUCUUUCGGUCCACCCAAGGAAUUUGGGGCGUGUUUGGGAAUAGAAACUUUAUCGUCUUCUCUGAGUUUUUUCCCAAAAAUGUGAAAAAGGGUGGAAGUAACCAAUAUUAUGGGGGGUUGAAUUGGAGAUUUUUUCUGAAGGAAAAUGGGUUUUUCUUUCUUUCUUUCUUUCGUUUUUCGUCUUGAAAUAAAGAGUGGAAGUGACCAAUAUUCUUUGGCAGUUAUCCUUUUUGGACCAACUUCUCCAACAUCAUCCUCCAAGUGCGAAAAAAAAGCAAGUUGAAAACAACCACUCGUCACAAAUUAUUAUUACUAGAAAUAGAAAUAUGUACUUUUAAUGGGAGAUGAGGGGAUCCACUUUCUCUUUUAUCUACACUUUUGUGCAAAUUAUACCCAAAAAUGAAUAUUUACUUAUGAGUAAUAUUAACAGCCAAAAGAAAAACUUAGGAGUAAUAGGGAGUGUUAUAAGGAGUGUUACAAAAUUUGAUCAACAUUUUUUUUAUUUAGAACUCAUUUGUAAAAUUGAAAUUUGUUGAAUUGAUUAAAUCUUUAAAUUGAAGAAACUUUGAUUUAAUUGGUUUGAUGUGUAAAAGUGAGAUUACACGUCUCUACAUCCUUCCCUAUUUUGUUUGUGAAUAUUGACUCAAUUCGUUAAGAAAAUGCAAAAUUUUCAAUUUUUUUUAGAAAUGGUCGUCUUAAUGUCUA